Molecule: messenger RNA, 3790 nt
Organism: Nymphalis io (European peacock)
Lineage: Eukaryota; Metazoa; Arthropoda; Insecta; Lepidoptera; Nymphalidae
Gene: cts
Product: putative metabolite transport protein HI_1104
Exons: 11
Coding region: 197-1723 (508 amino acids)
Biological process (GO): transmembrane transport
Cellular component (GO): membrane
Molecular function (GO): transmembrane transporter activity
Source: RefSeq, a predicted model, not a curated record
UUAGCCCCAGCGCACGCGCAGAAAUAGCAACCUAGUUAAAUUUUUUUAGAGGUUGUCUGUUUAAAAUUACCACAGAUAAUAAAUUCGUUUCUGACGUUUAUCAUUUGAUUUCCGCGCGCUUUUUUUUGAGCGGGAUUCAGUUGUGUUUGAAAAUUGUUUUUUUUUAUUUUACCUGCAGUCUAAGGAAUAAACGAAAAUGUUCCACGGAGGCAUUUGGAGUAAACUUCAGAAUUUCUACAAGUGGUACGUGCUGGGCUUGGUGUCGGUCGGCUACAUUCUUGGCGAACUGGGGCACUACCUUAUUGGAACGACAUCAAAAGUGACGGCAGACGAUCUACAUUAUGGAGAUAAAGCUUGUAUGUUGAACGCGACACACCUGACACUCAGUCAGCUGCCGGUCGUGUGUGAGAAGGUGAACUCCAGUGAUAUGUGUGAAACUCUCACACUAAAUGGAUCCAGAUACUGCGAAUGGGGUUAUAAUGGACUGGGAAUUGAUUACCAAGUCCUCGCCGGUCCGGCCUUCAUGGCGGUGUUCACUGUCGUCGGUGUCAUCCUCGGCGUGGCGGCAGAUAGAUAUAAUAGAAGUCGCAUCUUGAGUGUGUGCACGUUGGUGUUUGUAAUAGCAAUUCUUCUUAUGGGAACGGUGACGGAAUACUGGCAUUUAGUCCUCCUACGGAUGGUAAUGGCGGCUGGAGAAUCUGGUUGUAAUCCCCUAGCAACGGGACUUCUGACGGACUUGUUCCCAGAACACCAAAGAGGGCUCGUCUUAUCUAUAUUCAACUGGGGUAUUUAUGGCGGCUACGGUAUCGCGUUCCCCGUUGGGAGAUAUAUCCCGGAUCUUAAUGCUUGGGGACUGAGCUGGCGAGUAUGUUACUACGGAGCUGGUAUCAUUGGACUUGUGAUUGCUGCACUCACUUUCUUGACACUUCGCGAACCAGCUAGAACUACUAUCGGAGAAGAAGGAGCUGGCAAUUCUAAAGGUAGGGACUCAACACUAGAAUCAGGAAAGAAAAUGCCGCAAAUAACCAUCUGGCACGUGAUCGCGCAACCGAGAAUCAUUCUUCUUUGCUUAGCGGCCUCCAUCAGACAUUGCGGCGGUAUGACGUUCGCGUACAACGCGGACCUGUACUACCGCGACUACUUCCCCGACGUCGACCUAGGCUGGUGGCUAUUCGCCGUCACGGUCGGUAUCGGCUCCGUCGGCGUCGUCGUGGGCGGCGUCGUCUCCGACAAAUUCGUGUCAAAGAUGGGUGUAAGGUCUCGAGUACUGGUACUGGCUCUGUCUCAGCUGAUCGCAACUCUGCCAGCUUUCGGUUCCGUCGUGUUCGGACCGUUAUGGGCUAUGAUCACUCUCGCUAUCUCUUACUUCUUUGCUGAAAUGUGGUUCGGAAUUGUCUUCGCUAUUCUAGUUGAAAUAGUUCCUCUGUCAGUACGUUCAACGACAGUCGGAGUGUUCCUCUUCGUUAUGAACAACGUCGGAGGAAACCUGCCUAUCCUGGUCGACCCGGUGUCGAAGGCCAUCGGCUACAGAGAAGCUAUUAUGAUCUUCUACGCCGGCUUCUACGGCAUUAGUAGCAUCAUGUUCUUCCUCACAAUGUUCUUAAUGGACGGUCCCUUGGAGAAGCCGGACGAACCAGACAACACGCCGAGCGGACUCGACAACAGAGCCUUUUCACACGACGAGCUCAGGAACGGAAGAACGAAUGAAAACAUCAGACUAUAAACUUAAAUGAAAGACAUAUUUGUUACAAAUGCUUGUUUGGUAUUGGUGUGACUCGACUCUGGUUGAGAUGAGACUCCGCCUCUGUUUUAAGGAUGGAUAUUUUUGUGUUGUUUUAUAUGAGUAGGAAAAAUGCCAAGGUUUUUUAGUUAUAUAGUUUCUCUUGUAGUGUUUUAUACAGGUUUGUGUGGGUGGUACCACUCACUUACUUACCACCAAAUAUCAAUACUUUUUUCGAUAUGACGGUUUGUAUGUUACGUGAGUCAGUGUUACAAGUUCAUUGGACACCCGUUUUCUCCUGGUUGGCGCCACAUUUAGAUAUUUACCAAUUUCUAUGAGCGGCAGUGACCACUUACCAUAAAACUGGUCCCAUUUUCUCGUCUUCAUAAUUAUCAAAAUCUUACAAAUUUUCACAAUUUACAGAUUUCACCAAAAAUGUUUGUUUUACGUACUCAUCGAAUAGUAAUUAUCCAAAACGGAAAUAAUUUCUCAAGCUAUUUGACAAUUUAAGUGAUGCCGACCAAAGUUUCAGUUAUUUAUAUUUUUUUCUUUCAAUAUUGUUAAGUCUCGCUUCGUACUUAGUACACUGGUUUAUGAAUGGCCUUUAUAUUCUGUUCGUUUUUUCUGUUCCUCGACAUGACAGUAAUCGUAGAUAAUAUAAUGUACAACUAAUUGAUACUGCCGUAAGACAAAUUAUGUAAUUAAAGUACUGUUUAGUCUACCAUGAGGUCUAUAUUCGUAAGAUAUCUUUGGUAAUUAAACAAACCUUACGAUAUGAGUAAAAUUCUUGACAAAUAUUGCUCAAUUCACCUUCAAACCGAAAAUAACAUUUCCAAUUAAACAGACUAUGCUAAUUGCUCUAUUCUUUCAUAUAACCUCUAUGGUCUGUAUGGCUAGUUUAUAUGGAAACAGACUCGAGUUCGAGUUUUUCUUUGAACGCUGUCAGUGUCUCAUCACAUAUGAGAGUGAUGAAAUGUCUGUGUGCGCACAUAUGCUGUAAAUCCAUCUCCUACGCCUUUGUCUAGUCGUUAAGACUGGCCGCUAAGACCGCAAUCAGUCAGGAGGACAUCCUCCAUUCAAAUACUGGUGGUAGGGCUUUGUGCAAGCUCGUCUGGGUAGGUACCACCCACUCAUCAGAUAUUCUACCGCAAAACAGCAAUACUUGAUAUUGUUGUGUUCCGGCUUGAAGGGUGAGUGAGCCAGUGUAAUUACAGGCACAAGGGACAUAAAAUCUUAGUUCCCAAGGUUGGUGGCGCAUUGGCUAUAAGCGAUGGUUGACAUUUCUUACAAUGCCAAUGUCUAAGGGCGUUUGGUAACCACUUACCAUCAGGUGGCCCAUAUGCUCGUCCACCUUCCUAUUCUAUAAAAAAAAAAAAAAAAAAACAUUUUAAUUCAAUCUGACAAUUUUAUAUGGGUAUGAAUCUUAUAUAGAUAUAGAGCACAAGAAAAAAAUAAGCCAUUUUUUAGGCAUUUCAUCUCAAAGGAAAACUGAAUCAGCCAUAAAAAUAAUGUUAAAAUGUUAGCUAACUUGUACGACGUUGCAAAGACUUGUAAUAAUAUAAGAGGACUGGCAGUUCAUAUUAUAUAUUCAAAUGACAAUAGAAAGCCAGAAAGUAAAAAAUAAAAUUCCAAUUUCAAAUAUAUUUAUUUUCAUUAUAUUUAAAAUGAAAUAACUGUCCCAUUUACGAAACACAUCUUUCAAAGUGCGAGCGAGAAGGUAAAUACAUAUUGACAUAUCUUCAUAUGAGACAAAAUAUUGAAACAGUGUCCGUUUUAAAAAGUACAUAACUAUAUGUACUUCCGUUCCUCUGUAGGUUAAGAAAUGAAUGUACAAGUAAGGUUGUUUUAAUUUAAACUUAUUUACUGUUUCUAGUUAUUUUAUAUUUAUUUUAAUCGUAAUAAAAGUCCUUACGAACUUUGAAGUUCAUUGUGUAUCUGAAUUUAAAUAAAUCUCAAAUAUUUAAAAAUACAGACAUUAUUUGUGUAUAACAAUUAAAAAGCAGUUCAUUGUGAUAAUCAACAUUUAAAUUUUAAAUAAACUGAUUGUAAAUACAUUUUUGUUAAUAUUAA